CGACACCUAAGUGAUAUAUCCACAGCAUCCGAAACAACCAGCACCGCUGCUGAAACCCUCCAUGUUCAUGGGGUGGUGCCGUCCGCUGGAGAGCCCUCGUCCAAGCAAAUUCGACCACUUCGGUCGGGAGUCGUCGCGCGCGGCCAAGCUCUUGCUGCAUGUGGCGACAGAGAAAUCCAUAGAUGUGGACGUCGUCGAUCACGCUGUCACAAGUUGUGGACACGACACAUUCACAGUCUACAUCAUCGUCGUCACCAUCAACGGCGUCGCGUCCACCGUGCUGCGGCGAUAUCGACAGUUCUUUGCCCUCCACGAGCAGCUCCGGCAAUCUGUCUAUGCUGCUGCGUCCACAGCCUUCCCCGACCGCCUCGUGUUGAACAACCGCAGCGCCGCCCUCGUCCGUCGUCGCCAAGACAUGCUUAAUGUGUACCUCAAAGCACUGGUGGCAGACGACUCAGCAGGAUCGUCGCAUCCCCUUCGCACGUUUCUGGGGCUGGAAGUCGAAGGGAACGACGCCAGCCAGUACGUUGGGUUUGAGUGGACCCAUCGCAGCGGCCGAUUCUCAUAAUAUAAAUCUACCAACUGCUGUCUG
Messenger RNA from Aphanomyces astaci, 592 nucleotides. RefSeq lists its product as hypothetical. NCBI's taxonomy places the organism in Eukaryota, Oomycota, Saprolegniomycetes, Saprolegniales, Verrucalvaceae. The transcript has 5 exons. The coding region runs from base 62 to 568 and encodes 168 amino acids. Gene Ontology annotation, molecular function: phosphatidylinositol binding. The record is from RefSeq and is a predicted model, not a curated record. Gene Ontology annotation, cellular component: intracellular membrane-bounded organelle.